Molecule: messenger RNA, 930 nt
Organism: Pochonia chlamydosporia 170
Lineage: Eukaryota; Fungi; Ascomycota; Sordariomycetes; Hypocreales; Clavicipitaceae
Product: GIY-YIG catalytic domain-containing protein
Exons: 2
Coding region: 1-930 (309 amino acids)
Biological process (GO): double-strand break repair via homologous recombination
Cellular component (GO): Slx1-Slx4 complex
Molecular function (GO): crossover junction DNA endonuclease activity; 5'-flap endonuclease activity
Source: RefSeq, a predicted model, not a curated record
AUGACUCAUAUCGCGAAACCCCUCCCGGCGCUAUACACAGUCUAUGUCCUCCGGUCUACAGUUAGACACGCGUCUCUUUACAUUGGCUCAACACCAAACCCUCCGCGACGCUUGAAGCAACACAAUGGCGAAUCCAAGGGUGGUGCGACGCGGACAUCACGCGACAAUCUUCGCCCCUGGGAGAUGAUUGUUCUGGUCUCUGGAUUUCCGAGUAUGGUUGCAGCGCUCAAAUUUGAAUGGGCACUGACAAAUCCUCAUCUUUCUUUACAUAUUCCAGACGAAUCUCGCUUGAGCAUUUCUACACAAAGAAAGAAAAAUGGCAUGCCGAAACGGCCAGUGCACAGCGUGAAGUCCAUCAUGUCGAACAUUCACUUGCUUACUGGCGUCCCGAGCUUUGCUAGAUGGCCGCUGAAUGUUCAUUUUCUUGCAAGAGAGGCAUACACCGCGUGGCAGAGUAGGAUACAGGCUACGCAAGCACCAUGUCGAGAUGGUCUCCAAAUUCUGACGGAUUUCACCCAAGGUCGCGACGUCGGGGGUGCUUCGUCGGCUGUAGGAGGCAUCCACGCAUUGCCACUGGAUUAUAGCCCCUUGACGGAAUACGUGAUGAAGGCCAAUGAGGUGGUCACCUUUGAGCAAGAGGGCAAGUGCAUUCACUGUGCAGAGGAGCUGGAAUCAGGCCGAGGGCUUCAUGGCAUGUGUCCCAAUAGUGAAUGCAAAGCCAUGGGCCACCUGGAUUGCUGGAGCAAGCACGCUUUGUCGGGCGAAGAUACCAUGCAUAUUAUACCCGAUCAAUGCUCUUGUCCUGCUUGUGGGGGGCCGGUUCGAUGGGGCGAUAUGGUUAAAGAGUUGAGUUUGCGAGUCCGUGGUAGCAAGGAUGUACAGAAGUUGGCCAAGGCAGCCCAAAAAACCCAAAAGUCGGUUGGUCCAUAA